Messenger RNA from Habropoda laboriosa, 1748 nucleotides. RefSeq names its product double-stranded RNA-specific editase B2-like. The record is from RefSeq and is a predicted model, not a curated record. Lineage: Eukaryota; Metazoa; Arthropoda; Insecta; Hymenoptera; Apidae. Gene Ontology annotation, biological process: RNA processing; adenosine to inosine editing. Gene Ontology annotation, molecular function: double-stranded RNA adenosine deaminase activity; tRNA-specific adenosine deaminase activity; double-stranded RNA binding. Gene Ontology annotation, cellular component: nucleolus; cytoplasm.
UGAACUGGUUCCCUAUUUUUGUAAGCACGGUGUAAAAGUACUUACGUAUUAUCUGUGCUUUGUGUAAGUUAAUUACAUAUUACGUUCAAAGUUGAAUAUAAUGUAAAAAAGUAUUUUUACGUACUUUCAAGUUCUGGAAUUAAUUAUAUUCGAAGCAAUUUAACUGAAUUAAAACCCAACAUGUAUACAAGAAGCAGAGUGAGCCAAGGCUAUCCUAAUGCAAGAAAUCAAAAUACUCCAAAUGUAGGAUACCAAGGUCAAAGCACUUACAAUCAACAAGGAGGAUUUCAAGGGUCACAGCCUUCUCAGAAUCAACAAAGUAAUUACAAACAAGGAGGUGCACAAAUCUCUCCAGCAUUUAAACCACAACAACAACAACAAUUGCCAAUGCAACAAGCAGCAUCAAGAAAUCUGCCACAAGGGAAACCUCAACAACCACAGCAACAGCAAUCACAACAAAUUAAACAAUCACAACAACCUAUUGCAAGUUCUCCUCAAAAUCAGCCACAAUCUCAAUCACAAUCCCAGCCUCAGUCUCAACCUCAACCUAUACCACAGUCUCUAUCACAACUUCAGCUUCAAUCUCAAUCCCAAACACAGUCUUUAUCUCAACUUCAGGCUCAAUCUCAACCUCAGCGAUUGAAGCCAAUUUUAAAACAGCCUUCUCAUACUCAACAACAAAGUGGAACAACAGUGCAAAAUAAUCCUGUUUCAUCUACUCAACCAUCAGUUCCUACUCCAACACCUCCUGUAUCAAGUAAUUCUAAUCCUACACCACCAAUAACUAAUAAUACAUCUGAAGUAAAAAAUGAAACUCAAGUGCCUGAAAAUGCAGAUGUUGAAAUGCAAGAACAACAUCCAAGAUGGAGGCGUAAGGCUCCUGGGUUUAGGGUAAAUAAAAGACUGAAACGACUUCGCUUGAAUCAACGUUUAAGGAAAACAUUGCAACCAAAGAAUGCAAUUAUGGUACUAAAUGAAAUGAAAGCAGGAGUGCAAUUCACAUUUCCUGAAACUCAAGGACCCAUGCCAAACUUCUUUAAAAUGAAAAUAAAAUGAAAACAGCUUGAUGGUAAAACUUAUGUUGGACAAGGAUUAUCUAAGCCACUUGCCCGUCAAAAUGCUGCUGAAAAUGCACUGAAGGCUUUAUUACUUGAAAAAAUGACAGCAGCAACUAUGAAAGCACGCAUUGAUGCUGAAUCAGAUGGACAAGCAAAUCAAUCUACAGAGCCAUCUAAUAUACCAAAAGAUGAUAAUAGUGAAGAAGGUGGAACACCAAUGGAUACUAGUAUUGAUGAAAGUGAUGAAAUUCCAUGGAGUUCUUUAGCUAGCUUUGCAUUAUAUAAACUUUUCCUUGAAUGGCACAAUCAAGGAACAUCAGUUCCAGUUCCAAGACCAGGAUUACCAUCACCUGUGAAAGGUGCUAAAAGAGAGAUUACUCAUGUCCAAAAAACUCCAGUUCAAAAAGAACUUCCACCCAAUGCAACAAACAUACAUCCUGUAAUGUUAUUAAAUCAAAUGAGACCAGGUUUAACAUAUGUAGAACUUAACCGUGUCGGUAAUCCACCUAACACAAUGUUCACUCUUGCUGUUGAUAUUGAUGGCAUUGAGUACACAGGAAUAGCAAAAAACAAGAAAGAUGCCAAGAAAAUAGCAGCAAAAUCUGCACUUAUGGCUUUGUAUGGUUUGAAUUAUCCAGAAGAAAUUAAACCAGUAGGUCAAGAUCAACCAAUGGCUUAAAAGUAUAUAUA